AUGAAAAAGCUGGCAAACAGAGUAGUGUUGGUGAAAAUAUUAGAGCCAUUUUCUCUCUAUCAUAGACUGUGCAAACCGGAAGUGACUCAGCGCUGCGAGGCGGCGGCUCCCUCCACACCCCACGUCCCCUCCCCCGCCCCCGCCCCUCGCCCCCAACCGCACUCCCCCACCCCCCCCCCGCCCCCCGCCUGUCUACUAGCAUCCGCCUCCCUUCUGCCCGCCUCCGGCCUCCCCCCCCGCUCCCCGCUCCUCCCCCCCGCCCCCUCCCGGCCACUCCCUCCUCCCCGACCCCCUCCCCCCUCCCCGGCCCGCACCCCCUCCUCCGACCCCCCCUCCGGACGCGGGCCCCCCACGCACACACACAACCACAACUACUGCCCUCCCCCACCCCCCCGCCUCUCCGCCACCCCGCCCCCAACCCCCCCUCCAUUCCCCCUCCUCAGCCCCACCCCCCCUCCCCCCCCGUCCUCCCCCCAACGGCCCCCCCCGCCCUCGCUCCUCCAUCUCUUCCCCCCGUCCCCGACCCAGCCGGACGACCCCACAGCGGGCCCACCCCCCCCCCGCCCCGAUCCACGCAGCCCUCGCACAACACCGCCUCGACCCCCCCGACCCUCCCCCCCCUCUUCCCCGCUAACGACCGGCCCCGCCACCCGACCCUACACUCACCCUCGUUCACUUCCCCCAUACGUUGGGCUGCUCCCACCGUCCCCCCCCGACUCCUACUCCACGUCCCCGCCCAACAUUCCCCCCGCCACCGCAACUCCCACCCCCACUGCGAACACCACCCCGCUCCCAAUCCAGCUCCUCCCUUUGGCGCCUCCCCUCCCCCCCACCCCUCAGCCCCCCCCCCCGCCGCCCCCACCGCCCCCCGCCCCCCCCCCACGCUCCUCACCCCCGCCCCGCCUUCACCGCCCCCCCUCGCUCCCUCCUCCCCCCACCCGCACCCCCGUCCGCACCCCCCCCCCGGCCCACCCCCCCCGCUCCCCCCCCGCUUACCCCCCCGCGCCCACACCUCCCCCCUCCCACUGCCCCCCGCCCGCCCGCCCCUCGCCCACCCCAUCACCCGCCACCCGUGCGACCCCCCUCCCCCCCACUCUCCCUACGCAUCCACCCCUCAGGCCUACUCGCUCGACGCACCACGUCGCGCCCCCCCUAACCCCCCCCGGCCCCCCAUCCCCCCCCCCCACACCCCCCACCUCCCCGAUCCCCGUACCCCCGCCCCCCACCCCUCACCUCGCCACCCCCACGCCCCCCCCCCCUCUGCCGCCCCCAACCCCCUCCCCCGCCGCCCCCGCCCUCCUCACGCCACCCCCUGCCCGCCCCCCCCCACCCCGCACCCCCGCCGCCCCCCGCCCUUACUCCCCCCCUCCCCCGCACCCCACCUCCCCCUUCCCCACGACCCUCCCCCCCCCUGCCACCACCACCACUCCAGCCACACCAACCUUCGGUGUAGCGACGCAUUCCGCCCCCCCCCUUCCCUCCUCAGCGUCCCCCAGCCACCCCUCCCUCCCCCCGCCUCCCCCCCACCCUACGCCCCCUCCCCCCCCCGCACACCCCACGGCACCCUUCCCCCCUCCCCCCCCCACCCGCCCCCCCCCCCCCCCACCCGUUCCCCCUCACCCCACCCCUCACCCUCGCCUCCCACCCGCCCCCCCCUACCCCGCCGUCCCUCGGGCCCCCACCUCGCACCCGCCUCCCCCACCCCCCCCCCCAACCCUUUACUCCCCGCGCCCCUCCCCACCCCGGCCCCUCCCCCCACCCAUCCAGCCCGCCCCUCCCUCCACGCCCCCCCCCCCAGCCCACCCACCCAACACCCCCGCGCACGGCCCCACCCCCCGUCACCCCACUUCCCCCUCCCCCCCAACCGCACCCACUCCCAUCCCUCCCCCCCCCCGCCCCCUCCCCCCCCCCGCCGCCGCCCCCCCUCGCCCGCCCACCCCACCCCCCCCCCCCCUCCUUCCCCGCCCCGGCCUCCCCCUCAAUUGA
Molecule: messenger RNA, 1986 nt
Organism: Knipowitschia caucasica
Lineage: Eukaryota; Metazoa; Chordata; Actinopteri; Gobiiformes; Gobiidae
Source: the annotation of a GenBank genome assembly